AUGGAAAAAAUACAGUUUGCGAGCGAUUUGCACCUCGAAAACCACGAGAAUUUGAAAUACUUAACAGCGCAUCCAUUGAAAAAGUCUGCCGACAUAUUAGUAAUUGCGGGAGACACGGCUCCUUUCAGCCUAUAUUCCAAACUUCCUUUUUUUCAGUGGUGCAGUGAAACCUACAAACAGACUUUUGUUGUUCCAGGAAAUCACGAGUACUACGGCAGUCGUUGUGUUGAACAGACUUACUCACUGAACGAGAAGUUGUUCCCAAACGUGACAUUAGUCAACAACCAAACAAUUACAAUCAACAAAACUGAUUUCUUUUUCACAACACUAUGGUCUGAUCUUGACGUCGGACAUGAGUCCGCCAUUCAAAAGAAACUAGCGGACUUCAAAUACGUAAAAUGGUUUUCCGACCCCGCAGUCGACAAUGUACCGUAUCGCGAUGCCUUCAAGUAUUGUCGCAGAUGGUUGGAAGACUCUUUACAGAAAUCAGUCUCAGAGUACAAAGUAGUAGUCACUCACCACUGCCCCGUUUUAAGUUUGACUGUGUAUGGAAAUGAUUUCAUGGAUUCUUGUUUUAAUGUUGACAUGACUCCGUUGAUGGAUAAAUACAAUAUAACGUAUUGGAUAUAUGGUCACACACAUUCAAAUUUUAACGAUUACAAACACGGCAAUUGCACCGUCGUCUCAAACCAAUUAGGCUUUAUAGUCCUCCAAGAGCAUGGCGAUUUCCUCCAAACGAAGUGUAUUCCCUCUUCAAAGCAGUCUUCUUGUGUUCUUGUUUAA
This is a messenger RNA of Entamoeba invadens IP1, 783 nucleotides long. RefSeq lists its product as hypothetical. Gene Ontology annotation, molecular function: hydrolase activity. NCBI's taxonomy places the organism in Eukaryota, Evosea, Mastigamoebida, Endamoebidae. Bases 1 to 783 code for a protein of 260 amino acids. The record is from RefSeq and is a predicted model, not a curated record. The transcript has a single exon.